CCAAGCUAUCAUGGUGAGAAUUAUUUUGCGAAUGCACUCAUUCUCCGUAACACUUUGUCCAAACAACCACCCGAUGAGCACACAUCCUCUUGCAAUGGCCUUUCUAUCAUUUCUUCGUCCCUUCCCACAUCUCCCUUGCAAUUAACGCAGUUCUACUACUUCCUUCUUUAUCACUAUUCGACGAAAUUCAGCUUUCCAACCGAUGCAACAUGCCCAUGACGUGGAACGCCGAGACAGAAGCUAGGCUGCUUCUCGGUAUUCUGGCCCAAGUGAGAGGUGUUCUCGAUUACAAAGCUCUAGCAACCCAUAUGGGCCCUGAGUGCUCUGUUAUCGCGCUGCGCCAGCACAUUUGCAAACUCCGUAGGGAUGCCGGUAUCCCUGCCAGUAGCCCUAAGAAAGCUCGUGUUCAUCACUCCGAAUACACCCCAAAGGUUUCCAAGCAGACUACAUCCGUGGGGACUUCGAUAUCAAGAGUAAAGAGACCAUAUUGCUUUGUCGAUCAUGACGAUGAGGAAAAGGAGGAUUCAGAGAAGGACGCUAAGCCGAUAAUCAAAUACGAAGACGAGAAGAAGAACAAGGAGGAAAAGGAUAGGGAGCCCUUUUUUGUGGAUCUCAUUGGGGAUAAUAUGACCGUCCGCUCGGUAUGGGGAACUCAUGUUAUUUUGUGGUUAAACAGGCCUCGGGAACUUAGACAGCCCAGUCGGCAUCUUGUCUACAAAAUCACGUUUUAUUCUUACCAGCCCGCCUCGUAUGGGCAAAAGCAUAAACCGCAUACUCAAAUGCCGGCAAACAGAGUUCCCACGGGCCAGUACUAG
Messenger RNA from Aspergillus nidulans FGSC A4, 815 nucleotides. RefSeq lists its product as uncharacterized. Lineage: Eukaryota; Fungi; Ascomycota; Eurotiomycetes; Eurotiales; Aspergillaceae. The coding region runs from base 210 to 815 and encodes 201 amino acids. The record is from RefSeq and is a predicted model, not a curated record. The transcript has 5 exons.